This is a messenger RNA of Hippocampus comes (tiger tail seahorse), 7313 nucleotides long. It is a transcript of the gene cdkl5, whose product is annotated as cyclin dependent kinase like 5. Lineage: Eukaryota; Metazoa; Chordata; Actinopteri; Syngnathiformes; Syngnathidae. The coding region runs from base 773 to 4165 and encodes 1130 amino acids. Gene Ontology annotation, cellular component: nucleus; dendrite cytoplasm. Gene Ontology annotation, biological process: positive regulation of axon extension; protein phosphorylation; regulation of dendrite development. The record is from RefSeq and is a predicted model, not a curated record. Gene Ontology annotation, molecular function: ATP binding; protein kinase activity. The transcript has 21 exons.
GCAUGAUUUGAACACAACAUUCAGAAAAGGCGAAACGUGCGUUCACGGACUAAUCCUUAAAAUGUUCGAUUCCAAUCCGAAGUUUGUAUGUCAUCUUCUCGGCUCAUGAUGUUGGAUGCUGAAUGCGAUGCUGCGAGUUUUCGAUUGGUUCACAGCGGCGUCGCUCAUCGGACUGACAAUUUUUUUAAGACCUACUUGCAGCUCGAACCAGCUGAUGAUACCCAGGCAGUGAACGCGGAGCUUGGGAAGAAGUGUCACAUGCAAUUUACGCCCCGUCAUCGGCGUUUUAUUGACCGAGGAUUCGCUCUCACCUCCGUCCAUUGAGUGAGUGAUUUUUCAUCAUGUCACGACGCAUAGGCCUGAUUGGGCUUUUUCUCCCCUCUGUCUCCUCACUCUCUCACACACACACGGCUCUUCAUUUUCCAAUCUCAUCCUCUCCAGUGUUCAUGACGCCUGCUUGAGCAACCUCACCUCACAUCUGUAAGGCACAGCUGAGUGGAACCUUCAAAAAGACUGAGAGAGGAAUAACCUGAAGAAAACGGGAGUCAUAAAUAAAAGAAAAUGACAUUUACAUGCACCAGAGCAGUAGCUUGAAGCAGCGGGGGACGUGAAGACAAAGAGGACUUACGAAGAUGGGGUGUGGUCAGAGGCUCACCGCAUUUGUCGUGGACUCUACAGUUGCCUCCAUCUCCAUCUCACGGAAAGAUUGUCAUCGCUAAAACGCAAGCGUCACAUUUCACCUGCUGGAGAAGCUCCACCAAACGGUGAUGUGAUGAAUAAGUUUGAAGUCCUUGGCAUUGUGGGUGAAGGCGCAUAUGGAGUGGUGCUCAAGUGCAGACAUAAGGAAACCAAUGAGCUGGUGGCUAUCAAGAAGUUCAAAGACAGCGAAGAAAAUGAGGAGGUUAAGGAGACGACCCUUCGAGAGCUAAAGAUGCUUCGCACACUGAAGCAGGACAACAUCGUUGAGCUGAAGGAAGCCUUUCGCCGCAGGGGGAAGCUCUACCUCGUCUUUGAAUACGUAGAGAGGAACAUGCUGGAGCUGUUGGAGGAACUUCCAAAUGGUGCAGCCCCAGAUAAAGUGCGAAGCUACAUCUACCAACUUAUCAAAGCCAUUAACUGGUGUCACAAGAAUGAGAUCGUGCACAGAGAUAUCAAACCAGAGAACCUGCUGAUCAGCUCUGAGGAUGUCCUCAAGCUCUGUGACUUUGGUUUUGCACGUAAUCUCUCUGAAGGAACCGAUGCCAACUACACUGAGUAUGUGGCCACAAGGUGGUAUCGCUCACCAGAACUGCUGCUUGGGGCUCCUUAUGGCAAGGCGGUGGACAUGUGGUCAGUGGGGUGCAUCCUCGGGGAACUGAGCGACGGGCAGCCUUUGUUUCCAGGGGAAAGCGAGAUUGAUCAGCUAUUCACUAUUCAGAAGGUCCUUGGGCCACUUCCUGCUGAGCAGAUGAAACUCUUCUACAACAACCCUCGCUUUCACGGAAUCAGGUUUCCCUCAGUUACGCAUCCUCAGACGUUGGAGAGAAGGUACCAAGGCAUUUUAAGCGGUUUGAUGUUGGAUCUUAUGAAGAACCUGCUGCUUCUCAACCCGACCGAGCGCUAUCUUACUGAGCAGAGUCUGAAUCAUCCAGCCUUCCAGCCUCUGAGGCAGGUGGAGAGAGAGAGGCCUUCACCCGCCUCGCCCAACCCUCCACGUUCUUCCAAGAGGAAAACACACCAUCAUGGAGAGAACACAGUCCCAACAAGGAGUCACACCAAGAGCUCAAGCCAGCGCCGCUCCAACAGCAAAGAAUGUUCAAGUCUCCCACGUCAUGGUGACCUCCAUCACCUUGGCAACGAGAGUUUCCUGAAUGGUAACAAACCCCCGUCGAGUUUAAGCCCGACACUUCACCCCAAGAGUCAGUACCUCUCCCAGACCCUCAAUCGCUCUGCCUCGUCCAGCAAAGAUCUGGCUAAUAACAACCUGCCGCACCUCCUCAGUCCUAAAGAAGUCAAAAACAAAUCCGAAUUUGAUUUCAAUGUGGGACCCUCGCCCAAGUUGCCAGAGCAAGGACACAGUGCGAAGUAUGGCCUCGGCAAGCCCAGCGGUUCCUCUCGCACUCAGCAGCAGCAACAACAGCAAGGUGGACGCCACACCUUCCUGGAAAGCAAGACCAACACGUUACAGUCAGGAGGAGACAAACAACACGGCAGACACACCCACAGUGUGGCCGACUCAGCCCACGGAUCCAUGUCGUCUUCGUCCAAAAGCUCCGCCUCUUAUCUCAGCCUGUCCAAGAGCCACAGCGCUCUAAGCGAUGCCAAAUCCGUAGGGAACCUCAGCGACGGUCGACUCCACCCUGACGACCUAAACUCCAACACGACAGCGGCAGUGGGACCCGGUACCCGUUUCUUCCCUGCCAGCUGUCUGGACCUCAAUGCCCCUUCGGGGGCCCCGGGGCCACCAGGCAGCCCCUCAGCACGACACAGUGAUCGCUCAGGGCACAGCCCCGCAUCCCGUAGCAGCAGCAACGUCCGCAUGGAGAGCAGCACACUCGACUCCUCCUCCAGGCACAAGUCCAGACAGAAAUCUUUGGUUCCCGAGGAGGCCAAGGCUCCAGAGCUCUUAGACCCAGGGGGCGCAGGGAUGCCCUCCACUCACACGCUGCCCUCCCCACACGACUCGUACCAUUAUGGCUUGGGUUAUUCGUCCCCCUUCUCCUCUCAGCAACGGCCUCAACGGCACUCCAUGUACGUGAGGAGAGAGCGCCACCGACCUCAUGCCGUAGAAUCCGGGAUGGCGGGCUUGCCCCCGCCGGGCCAGGCGAUUCCAACGCGAGCUUCUAGUCUGCAGCUUCUCUCCCCGCAACUUCAGCACCGGACCGCACUCGCUGGGCACUCAGUGAGCUCCUCCAGGGAAGACUGCACGGAUGGCAUGAGCAGGAGCGAGCAGUCCCCGAAAGACAUGAGCCACCCUUGCGCCCCCAUCAAAGAUUCAACGAGGGACAACACUGCUGCUUUUCAUACCCAGCGACCGCCUAAAAAUGAGGUCGGUAUGUAUCACGACCCUCAUGGAGAGGAUGGAGUGUCCUCCAAGGAAAACCGGAUGAUUUUCACUGAGUCCAUGCCUCGGAGAGUUGGUAGCUUUUACCGAGUACCAUCGCCCAGACCAGAUAACUCCUCAUCUUUCCAUGAGGGUGUUGGGCAGGGUCGAGGACCGGUCGUACCCGUUGUUCCUGGCAACCCCGUUACCAUGGCUAACCACUCCAAACGCCAGACUGCCUUUGAGUGGAGUGCUGCUGAAGCAAUGGUGAUGAAUCCUCCAGAGCCCACCAAAGAGAAAGAAAAACAAGGCUUCUUCAGAGCCAUCAAAAAGAAAAAGAAGAAGACGCAAAUAACGGACAUGGCGGACGGGAGGAACCCUAGUAUCAGGAAAAGCCUCUUCCCGCUCUUCAGCUCCAAGAACAGCCUAAAGCACAACUCAGCUGUCAAAGUCCUUCCUGUGGUGCCCUCGCCGAUGCUACAACAGCAGCCUCCUCCGCCGCCAUAUCCUGCCACAACAGGACCUGGGACUGCACAAGAGCAUAUGUCCCUGCAGAGGGGCGCCAAGUCAUCCUCACACCACGGAAGCCGUCGGAAAAACCGAGAGCGUUCCCGAGACAGAGACCGCGAACGAGAGCAGAGCCGAGACCGGGAACGAGACAGAGACAGAGAACGAGAAAGAGGAAGAGAGAGAGUGAAUGAAUGGCCGACAGAAAAGGCAAUGGACUCACAUUCUCAGAGCCAACCACUGAAGUCCCUUCGCAGGCUCCUUCACCUCUCCCCUUCUCCAAACCAAGGCCAGCCUCCUCCUCCUCCUCCCGCAGACCUGCGCUUCCAGCCCCCUCUCCCCAACCCUCCUCAGACCUCCUCCAAAGCGGCCUACACCGAAAGCCGGGGGCACACAGAGAGCCGGGGCCACUCCGGGGCAGGUGGCUCAUCCCAGGCCAAGAGCCGCAAGGCCAGCUACCCGCUGCCGGGCCAGCUUGAGUCCGCCUGGCAUGUGUCGGCGCUGCAGCGGGCCGAAGGCGCGCAGUUCACGGCCGAACAGCUGGGCAUCAAACCGGGACCGAACGGACCCACCUUUACCCGUGCCUCCCGCACCAGAAUGCCAAACCUCAAUGACCUGAAGGAGACUGCGCUCUAAACACCCACCUCAAACCGUACCACCUCUGCUACGGCUCAUUGUGGACGCACCAGCCGGAUCGAAGAGGACGCCGUCUGACUUUAGUUACAGUUUACGUGAAAGAGUCUUGCACUCAUUCGGCGUGAUGAGCUGGGACAAUGCCACAAACAAGCUCUUGCAAGGGGGCCGGCCCCAUGGAAAGCCCUUUGAGUAUUUAUUCCAAAUUCUUGAUAUCCAGCUUAGGGUCCAGUUCUAGGGUCUAGUUUAGGGUCGAUAUAGUAGUAGUCUUCUCUUUGUCCUCACUAGUAAGAUAAUUCAGCACAUUAGUAGAAGGGUUGUCUUUUUCCACAACUCAUGCCAUGUUUGGCCUACUGGUAUGCAAUGAAAUCAUACUACUAAAAAAAUGUGCUGCACUAGUAACGCUUCUCCCUAGUAGGCAUGUGUCACAUGUAGCCUCCUAUACCCUAUUAGUCGCACCAAAAUACCCAUUAGUAGUGUUGCCUUACUAAUAACAUGUGGUUGUCUGGUAUGUAGAAAUCUCAUACAGUGGCGCAAGACAAUAGUGGUGGGUAAAACUUUACUAGGAGAAACAGUCAUUCUACUAAUGCGCCCUACUGGUUCUACUACAGCAGAGGUGUCAAACUCUGGUCCUCGAGGGCCAAUAUCCUGCAUGUUUUAGAUCUUUCCCUCCUCCCACAUACCUGAGUCAAAUGAUCAGCUGAUCAAGCUCUGCAGGAACCUGAUAACAAUCCUGAGCCUUUGAAUCAAGUGUAGUGGGGGAGGUAAACAUCUAAUACCGGUAGAUGCAGGAGAGAAGCCUUCGAGGACCGGAGUUUGACACCUGUGUCCCAGAGCGCUGAAUUGAAUGAAACCCCAUUUGAGCAUUUACUGUAUUUGGUCAAUAUCCUUGUUAUCUAUCUUAAAGUCCAUGUAUUAGUAUGUUCUUUGUCCUUAUUAGUCAGAUAAUUCAGUUUCGCGCAACUAGGGCGCACUAGUAGAAUGACUGUGUAUUACUAUUACUAGUCAUUGUUUUGGUACUACUGCCUUCCACUACCGACAUCAAUGCCACUGGGGUCCAAAUGGCUUCUCGUGUGUGACACAUGCCUCCUAAUUGGUACAAGAUGUGCGACUUUUGAAGCACAGGAGUUUAAUAGAAGGGUUUGAUAUAUAGCAUACUUGCCAAAAGUGGCACUCAUAAUGGAACUAAUUAACUAGUAAGACACAGUCAUUCUGCUAGCACGCUGAAUUGUUUGGUAGUGAGGACAAAGAGCACAGAAGGACAUGAACCGUAAACUGGAUAUGAAGACAUUGGACUAAAUGCCGAAAGUUUUUUUUUUCCAUUGGUCUCACCCUUUCAGGAUUAUUAUUCUGCCUGGAGGAGUAGAAACUUCCUCUGCUCCCACCUCCCCGUCACGGAACUCUACUGCAGCACAUUUGCUCCUCCUGGUGGUCACUAAAGCAAAUGUUUUUUCAAAUAUUUGAUAAAAUAGAGAGAGAGAAAAAGAUUUAUAUGAAGAAAGUUUAUUGUUAUUUGUUUCACAUACGAAGAUAUAAGCUAUAGUUAUAUCUCUAAUAAGAUAUAUGGGAUUGUUAAAAGGAUAUACAGUGUUAAAUGUGUAAUUAUAAGAGCUUUACUUUGACACAGAGAUGAAUAGAUAUGUAUGUGUUGACAAUACAAUAUGUCACAAAGAUUAUGUAAUGGUGAAUGUCCUUUUUUGUUCAGUUUAAUAUGGUAUAAACAGAUUUUCAUAUUUUUUUUCACUUUUCCGUUUCUUUCCGAGAAACGAUGAUUACCCUACAUGGGAGCAAAAAUAUGUCGUAUUACAGGUGUCGUUCAAGAAUAUACGUGUCCAGCAGUUAAAAGCAUUUUGAGGCUGUUUGUCAACAGCUCUCCUCUUCCUUGCUGCUACCUUUGAUUUUUUUGGUAUCAAGAAAUUGUUAUUGUGAAAAGUGAGCAUCUUGGAAUGAAGAUAAAAAACGUGGAAUCUUAACACGAGUCAUUUGCCACUUUUAAGAUCUUCUAGAAAUAAUGUGAUGAUAGUGUGUGUCAUAAAACCCCAUGGAAAGGCUUCAAACAAUAAUUAUUGCAUCCCAGUCUCACUCAAACUUCCAGUGAACAGCUAGUCGCUAAUACUAGCAACCGCAUGUUGGUGACAGUUCUGUCUUUGUCUGCUGACUACAACGCAACAGACACAUUAAUUUUUUUAAAAUGAGUGUUUAUUUUCAAUUAAUUGAUACUUAUUUAUGGCUUAAGAAUUGUUUUGAACUGUCAUAAUCAGGGGUAAUUCAUAUUUUUAAUGAAUAUUUAGAUAGAUAGCUGGCUAGCUAGCUAGCUAGCUAGCCAGAUAGAUAGAUAGAUAGAUAGAUAGAAAAAGAAUACACACUACUGUUAAAUGUCAGGUUUUCGUGAUUUAAAUUAUAGAUUCCCCCCCGCCCCCAAGAUUUUUUUUUAUUGUCAAUUUAGUUGUGUAGGCUAUAGGUCAUUUAAUCGUGAAAAAAAAAAGUUUUUGAAAUGAUUUAUCUUGGCCUCAUUUUUUUAAAAGUUCUAAACACCUGACAUUUGGACAGGGGUGUGUAGGCUUUUUGUCUCCAUGGUAGAUAGACUGAUUUGUCCAAAAAAAAAAAAAAAUUGAAACAAAGCAAAAGGCUAAAUAAACUACUAUAUUAAGCUACUUGGAUGAUUUAAAGCAAUAACAUUAAUUGACUGACUGACAGAACUGAUUGAUUGAUGUCAUCACUUGUUAAAUAAGUGUAAUUGGAGCCUAAUAUCAGUCAAGAGGGAGACCGUUUUUUUCGGGUGUGCAUUGAAUAUCUUCGUAAUUUUCCUUGAGCUGCCUCAUCUUGUGGUUAUGGAAAACAAUGAUUGUAUUUGAUUUGUUUACAUCUUCACUAGAAACAGUGUUGACAUAGUUUGCCUUGCCUGUGACCUGAAGCCUUACAUUCGCUCAUUACUGACAUGAAAUCAGAGGCUUCAACCCCCAAACACUUCACAUACCUUCAUUGAUUCUUUCUGCUCUCGACUAUGAAUGUGUUUCCAAGAGCAGCACUUCAUUGUUUUCUGUACACAGAUGCCCUCUUCUUACAAGGUGUAAAUAGAAGUAAUAGAGUGUAUCUAACACCGACCAGUCUACACUAAAAUGAUAUCAUAAUAAAAAUCUUUUUUUUUUAA